AACACUAACAAACUAUUUUUCUAACUAUCACUACUACUAACAAAUUGAUUGUUUUUACUAGAAAUACAAUUUAAAUACUUAAUUAAUCACCCAAUUUGAAUUACCAAAGGAUACAUUAAUUAGAAUUGGCGUAUAAGCAUAUAUGAUCCAUAAUCUGUUAUCACAUAUUCAAAUACCAUAUUUAGAAGCCCCAGGAGCAAUUUUCUGUAAAUAAACCAAAGGAUGCAUCAAUCAUCAUCCAAAUUUUAAUUAUGAAGAAGCUAUAUCAUCAUUUAUUUUUCAUUUUGAUGCACAUUCCCAAGCUCAACAAACACUCAAACUAUAUCAUACAUGGUUACCCGUUUCAAAAGAAUCUCAGAAUCAGGUUCAAAUCUAUAGUCCCUGUUAGUUUUGAAAUGAAACAAUGCAAUUACUUCAUCUCAAAGCUAUGUAGAGAAGGCAAAAUUGACCAAGCACGCAAGGUGUUUGAUGAAAUGUCUGAACGGGAUACUUGUUUAUGGACUACAAUGAUAAGUGGGUAUGUCAAGUGUGGUAUGGUUAAGGAAGCGAGGAAGCUGUUUGAUAGAAUGGAUGCGGAGAAAAAUGUAAUUGUUUGGACUGCUAUGGUUGGUGGGUACAUCAAGCUGAAUCAAAUUGACGAAGCUGAGAGGUUGUUUUAUGAGAUGCCGGUUAGGAAUGUUGUGUCUUGGAAUACAAUGAUUGACGGGUAUGCGCGAAAUGGCCGAACGGAACAGGCUUUGGAUUUGUUUAUGAGAAUGCCGGAGAGGAAUGUGGUUUCUUGGAAUACGAUUAUAACGGCCUUGGCGCAUUCUGGGAGGAUUGAGGAUGCACAGAGGUUUUUUAAUAAGAUGCGGGAAAGGGAUGUGGUUUCGUGGACUACCAUGGUUGCUGGUUUGUCAAAGAAUGGGAGAAUUGAUGAUGCUCGAGAGCUUUUUGAUAGGAUGCCGAUCCGUAAUGUGGUUUCUUGGAAUGCAAUGAUUGCGGGUUAUGCGCAGAAUGGAAGGUUGGACGAGGCUUUAAAGUUGUUUGAGAGAAUGCCUGAGAGGGAUAUGCCUUCUUGGAAUACAAUGGUCACAGGUUUCAUUCAGAAUGGGGACUUGAAUAGGGCAGAGAAGUUAUUUUAUGCAAUGCCACAAAAGAAUGUCAUUACUUGGACUGCUAUGAUGACAGGAUACAUACAACAUGAUCUAAGUGAAGAAGCAUUGAAAAUAUUUAACAAAAUGCAAGCUAAUGAUGGAUUAAAACCAGCCACUGGAACUUUUGUGACCGUUUUAGGUGCUUGUAGUGACUUGGCAGGUCUUAUCGAAGGACAACAAAUCCAUCAAAUUAUUAGUAAAACAGUUUUUCAGGAGUGCACUCAUGUGGUAUCAGCACUGAUAAAUAUGUACUCAAAAUGCGGUGAGUUGCAUGUAGCUAGGAAGAUGUUUGACGAUGGGUUAUCCGGGCACAUGGAUUUGAUAUCUUGGAAUGGUAUGAUUGCCGCCUAUGCACAUCAUGGAUAUGGCAAUGAAGCAAUAAGCCUGUUUAAUAAAAUGCAAGAAUUAGGUUUCCAAGCCAAUGAUGUCACCUAUGUUGGACUUCUAACAGCUUGUAGUCAUGCUGGUUUAGUUGACGAGGGACUUAAAUACUUUGACGAGCUUUUGAAAAACCGAUAUAUACAAGUAAGAGAGGAUCACUACACUUGUCUGAUUGAUCUUUUUGGUCGUGCGGGAAGGCUGAAAGAAGCUUUCAAUAUCAUCGAGGGACUUGGAAAAGAGGCAUCAUUGUCUGUUUGGGGUGCACUACUAGCUGGAUGUCGUGAGCAUGGGAACACUGAUAUUGGGAAGGUCGUAGCUGAUAAAAUUUUGGAAACUGAACCAGAAAAUGCAGGCAUCUAUUCAUUACUCUUAAAUAUGUAUGCUUCUGUAGGGAAGGCGAAAGAAGCUGCCAGUGUUAGGAUAAAAAUGAAAGACAAAGGAUUAAAAAAGCAGCCCGGUUGUAGUUGGAUUGAAGUCGGAAAUACAGUGCAAGUAUUUGUAGUCAGUGAUCAAUCGCAUUCCCAAUAUGAGAUGCUAGGGUAUUUACUUCUUGAUCUACACACAAAAAUGAAGAAGGCUGGGAACAUGCCAGAUGAUGAUUUAUUGGUUGAUGCGGAAAUUUAGUAGUAUAAAUCCUUAUUGGUUAUAGCAGUGGAGUUGUAAUCGAAGUUGAUGUAAUAAUUGAGUACUCAUUUCAUUUAAUUUUUUCAACCACAAAAAUCCGUUAAUCUUUCCAAACAACUCAGUGAGAAGUCUGAUUCCAUAAGAGUUGAAAAUCUCCUGCUUGUAAGCUCAGAUGCUACAAAUUAAGGCUGCAAAGGAACUGAUUAAGGAAAUUGGAAUAUUAGAAUUAGAAGUCAUGUAUUUGGAACAAUAUAUGCUUUCAUUGUAUAGGAAAAUAUUUGAUGAACACAUUUCAUCACUGUCAACCAAAGCAAGAGGAUUGGAAUCAGCUUCAUACAUUAACAAAAGUACUUCUGCAUUAAGUUGCAAUGAUUGUAUCCUUGAGAAACAAAGAAGAUUGGAAUUAGCAUCAUACAUUACUAACGGAGCUUCUGUAGUACCUGUCAAUGGUGCUAUCACUGACAAAGAAAUUUCAGUUUAGCACUCAAGCGAUAACAUUUCAACAAGUAAUUUAGGUGGUUUUCAAAUCAAGGAAUGCGUUAACCAGUUAGAAUCGGAAUCUGUUUUAGACUAGUAUUCAUCGGUGUUACUCUGCAUUAUCUCAACAAACAGCUUGCUCGAUUGAAGCUUCUUCUGAGGACAUUAGGACCAAAGCUGCAGAGUCUUACCAUUCCCUACCAUUGUUCAUGCUAGAGGUAAGUACAAUAAAAAAUAAAAGAGAACAGGUUACAUUCAUAUGUCAUUUGCAGACCUCUAAUAUACGGCUUUCAAAUUUCACUAGCAAGCUCAGUGUUCUAAAUCCAACUCAACUAGCCUAGCAGAACAAUUUGAGAAUCGUUACAUUGACAACGUUCCAGCGACACUGAAUUGGCUUUCCGAGGGGAUGAUAAAAUGCAUAUCAGCUAUAUACUGUGAACUUUCAGACUCACCUUUUCUUUGUCAUAAAAAUGCUUGUCACCCGGUUAUGAGGUACAUCUUCAAAGACCAGGGUAGUAAGUGGGGAUCACAGUGGAAGAAGCAUUCAUUAUUCAAUUUAAACUCCAGUAACCCUUUCCAUGUCAAAGGGUAAAAUAAAAUUUGCGGACCUUAUUGUUCAAUGAUAAGGAUUGAGAAAUUAAAAGAAAAUGAGUACAUGCUACGCAGAUUUAGGUGAGCCAUCUUAUAGUUGAAGGCAAAGCAACAAGUAGACAUUGUGGAAAACAGAUUGCAGCACAGGAUCAGAGUGAGUUCCAAAUUUUUAUUUUUCAGGACCAAACUGAAACUUCAUUUUAAUCUUUGUUUAGCUUCUGGCAUGUUAAUCCGUAUGCAACUAUGUCUUAGACAGUAUUUUGUGUCCAUGUUUUGUCUAGUGUCCAUUCCAACUGUCCCAACUUAGGUCUCAGCCUCAGGUUUGGUAGCUUUCAUUCUUGCCAUGUGAAAGGGUGUCCAUGUUUUGCUGAAUAAGGAUAAAACUUAGGGAUGACAGGAAAACCCAAACCCGAUAGACUCACUCGAACCCAAACUCAAGUCAACGGGCGAAACCCGAGUUGACUGGGUUUGGGUUUGGGUUUGGGUUCGGGUGGCACCCGAAUAUAUGGGUGUGAGUUUGGGUAGUAUCAAACCCACACCCGAAACUCAUUCACCCACCCGUUUAUAUAUUAAAUUACCUAUUUACCCCUAUGUAUUUUGCUCCUUUUAAGUUUUUGAAUGUUGUAUCGGUGCAUGCUGUAGUGAUGAUAACAUUUGAUUAAUUGUUUAAUAAAAAAAUAAACUAUUUUGAAAUUUACAAACUAUAUAAUAUAUUGUCAAAUUAUGCUACAUUUUGCAUUUUAUCAAAUAUAGUUCGGGUCGGGUUUGAGCAGAUAAUCAA
Messenger RNA from Trifolium pratense (red clover), 3990 nucleotides. RefSeq names its product pentatricopeptide repeat-containing protein At2g35030, mitochondrial-like. Bases 252 to 2141 code for a protein of 629 amino acids. Gene Ontology annotation, molecular function: protein binding; RNA binding. NCBI's taxonomy places the organism in Eukaryota, Viridiplantae, Streptophyta, Magnoliopsida, Fabales, Fabaceae. The record is from RefSeq and is a predicted model, not a curated record. The transcript has 2 exons. Gene Ontology annotation, biological process: RNA modification.